Molecule: messenger RNA, 1199 nt
Organism: Doryrhamphus excisus (bluestripe pipefish)
Lineage: Eukaryota; Metazoa; Chordata; Actinopteri; Syngnathiformes; Syngnathidae
Source: RefSeq, a predicted model, not a curated record
AGACAUCUUCAAACUAACUUAUGCUGCGUUUCAACCGGCGAUCCAGCAUAAGCGCAGUCGGGAUCCGGCCGGAGCACAAGUCUUGACUUCAUCCGCAUCGAUUCUUUUUCGGAAUGGGCUGCUUGUCGUUGAUCAGGUCUCUGUUCAAUGACGAGAUUGACGCAAUGCUUGAGAAAAUUCUGCAGAUGUUACCAUCCUCUUUCUCCGUGGAAGAAUCCCACUUGUACUCGGCAGAGAAGAUGCUGAUGAGGCAGUUUGUACUCAUGAAGCAGUGGGAUCAAGUUCCCAGGAAUGUCUGCGUGGAUCACAUGAAGCAGUGGAUCCUGGCUAAAAGAAGCUUCCGGCAAGAGUUCCAGGAAAUGAAAUCAAGGCCAGAUGCCAGGAUGGUCAAUCUCCUGGAAGUGGCCUGGAUCAGAGCAAGGUUCCAGUGCCUGAACCUGAUGGAGAAGGAAGUCUGGGAGGAACUUGAUGAGGAGGCACGACUUUCACAGCUGCUAGGGAGGAGGGUCACGCUAGAAGGUCUCCAGAUGUUCCUCUCAGCCUCAUGCCCCACAGCAGAGGAAGAUGUGUCUAAGUUCCUGCAGUACCUCUUCAACGAGCUGCUCAACAUCAGCAGGAGCAAGAUGUUAAUGCUGUUCUCCGAGUUCCAGCGCUCCACCGUCCACUUGGUGAGAGAGGUGGUAGAACAUGCGGCCAGCGUUUUCCUGGAGGAGCAGGAUCCACCCGAUGACGGGCACACGGGCCUGGAUUCCACUCCGGCGUCUUUGACAAAAAGGGUUGAGGUCGCCAGCGUGGAGAUCAGCACGAUGCUGGCACGCGCUCUGGCGUCUUGCUCCUGCAUCAGUCAGCAGAUCGCCGGAGAUCGGCUCACGGCCGUCUGCACGUCGGUGGGCGGGAAAAUGGCCACAAGCAUUCUGACGGGCUUUGCAGAACGCUCUGCUAGCUUCCACCUGCUGGACUACGACCAGAGCUUUUUUACGGCGCGAGACUGCAUCUUAAAUGCCGUCGAGGACUUGUGCUCCAUCGCCACCUCCAAAUAGAGAUCGGUUCUCCGGUUCUGCUGGUCUGCUUCUAGGAGCAACAGGCCAGCAGUCUGCUCACCUCAAACGUUCCUCGUGAUGGACCUUUUCAGUCUUUGUCUUAUUUUACAAUGUAUAUGUUUACAUAUGUUGAAUAAAAUCGAUUCAAAACUCAUUUUU